Molecule: messenger RNA, 1462 nt
Organism: Anopheles moucheti
Lineage: Eukaryota; Metazoa; Arthropoda; Insecta; Diptera; Culicidae
Product: serine protease grass-like
Exons: 4
Coding region: 15-932 (305 amino acids)
Biological process (GO): proteolysis
Molecular function (GO): serine-type endopeptidase activity
Source: RefSeq, a predicted model, not a curated record
GUCAGUCAAGGCGGAUGUGUGAUUCGUAUGGGUUGGCAAUGGGCACACUUUUUGUUUACAUACUAAUAGGAACCCUUUGGGGUGUUAGUGGACAAUGGAUAUUUCCAGACAAGUUACACAUGGAAUUCAGCACUGAGAUCAACAAACACUGCGGGGAGAUGCCAUACAGUGUGCGGGAUCGUCCAGCAUUCGGUCGAAUGUAUGAAAAUCCUUGGUUAGUGCUUUUACGCCACUCUGAAGACACAUUGCAUUUUUGCCACGGCACAUUGGUCAGUAAUAAAUAUGUGCUAACUACGGCUAAUUGUGGUAUAGCCGUGGUGACUAACGCGAACACCACCACACAACAACAAGCAACGGAGAUUAUUUUGGGUGAACAUGAUCUCAGCACUGAGAUAGAUUGUAUUACCCCAAGGAACUGUUCGCCACCUACUACCAGACGAACUGUAGAAAAAGUGAUUGUUCAUGAAAAUUUUACAAGAAACUUUUGGGAAAAUGAUAUUGCUCUGCUUCUCAUGAAUGGCUCUAUUCAAUUCGACAACAGUAUUCGUCCUAUAUGCUUACCGUUGGUAUCGAUAGUAGACAAUACUGAUGAUCAGCAGCAAACUAUAUACAAUACGGUCUGGUCGAAAGACAGCGUUCCAAGACAAAUUUGGAUGCGUAACGUGCCUACAGAUGUUUGUCGAAAUCAGAUAAGUUAUAUUUUUACUCUUAGCGCCGGUCAAAUAUGUGCCCGAAUCUUCUUUGAUAAAUUUUUGGACGAUAUGAGGGGAAGUGCCGGUUCUGCGUUGCAGGUAGAUUAUCAUGGUCGCAUAUAUCAGUAUGGUUUGUUAUCCGUAGGAUUCCACGACGUUAUUGGGAGGGCGCCAUAUGUUUAUAUAGACAUAGCACAGUACAUCAGCUGGAUUCAUGAUUCCAUAAAUGUUAAACCAUAAUCCAAAGCGUUUGGAACAUUAUAAAUUCUACUAAUAAACCGGACAAUUAGAAUUAUAUAGUACAAAAUCUAUGGAUUUGGCGAGAAGCAAAAUUACCAUAUAAUUCUGUCGUGCCAUACGGCGUUAACGAGUGCCCUAUGGCUAUUUGAUAGUAGUACAAGCAGCGCAGAAACACUAAACACAGUUUUAGCCAGAAGUCACGCGUUGUAGUAACAUACAAGGAAUGCUUUGAAGACGAUGCGACAAGCAGUAAUUUUUUUAUCCGGAAUUUCACAAAAAUACAAGAGCAACACUAGCAGGGAAGUGAAGUUUGUGAUAGACCGACCGUAUUAUUGAAUAAUUGAGCUAAUGCAAAACUGAGGAAUACUAAUCCGCAUACGUUGUUUAUACAUGCCAAUGUGGUAGCUACAACCAUCUGCACUCUGCAGAACCUUACCAGAUCACACCCGGACUGUUCCUCCCGGAUGCAGGACAGACUAUAGUUGCCAUGUCAGUAAAGAAAUACUAGAAAAUCUAAGUGUGCGAAUAAA